AUGGACGUGAAAACACGCGCUCGAGCUGAGAUUAAUAAAAGUUUAGAACUAUGCAAUUAUUGCGCCCAUAUGAUCGGGCUGUCGUUUACGGACGAGGUGCCGAGAAGCGUAUGGGCGCGCGCAUUACGCGUCGCGCUGUACGCGGCGUCUGCGCUGGCGCUGCUGCUGCUGGUGGCGUGCGAAGUCAGCUAUGUAGCCGGCCUGCUUCUCAAUACCACGUCCGUCGCGGAGUUCGUCGCCAGCCUGCAUAUUGUGGGGUACGGUAUGAUGGGUUCAAGCAAGCUUCUUACCCUGUGGUUCAAACGCCAUAUGUUCAGAAAAUUGGUGAUUGACUUAGCAGAGAUAUGGCCGGUAACCUGCGAAGAUGAGGAGGAGGAUAAAAUCAAGCAAGAAAGCUUAAGAGCACUUCGGCUGGGACAAUCUUGUUAUACAUUUUUCAAUGUGUUUGGAGUCGUCAUGUAUAACGUAACGCCUAUAGGAGUUCAUCUUUAUCGGAGAAUCCAAAAUCAACCUUCGGAUUUGGGCUAUGUGUGGCACGCCUCAUAUCCCUUCGAUAAGACUAAGGAUAUUUACCAUGAACUUGUCUACGCUUUUGAAGUUUUUUCAGGCACGGCCAGUGUAUGGGGCAUGUUGACGUCCGACAUGAUGUUCACGACGAUGGCAAGCCACAUUAGCAUGCUGCUGCGGCUGCUGCAGGUGAAGGUCCGGCGCCUGGCUGCCCAGGACCCGGAGCGGGCGUCGCUAGACCCUGUCGAUUGCUACGACGAGAUAGUGAAACUUGUUAAGAUCCAUCAGAGACUCAUUAGUUACAGAAACGACUUGGAGGACACAUUCUCAUUUCUCAACCUAAUCAACGUUCUGUUCAGUUCGGGUAACAUAUGCUGCGUCGUUUUUGUCAUCGUUCUCCUGGAGCCGUGGAUGGAAAUGAGUAACAAAAUAUUUCUGGGCGCGGUGAUGACUCAAGUUGGGAUUCUGUGUUCAUACGCCGAUGACGUUUAUCGAGCAAGCGUGGGGGUAGCGGACGCGGUGUACGAGAGCGGCUGGUGGGCCGCCAAUGGCCGCGCGCGUUUGGCACUUCUCGUCCUGAUGCAAAGAUCUCAAAGGCCGUUGUAUUUCACUGCUCUGAAAUUUGGCCCGAUCACAAUGACAACCUAUCGUUCUAUAAUAACGAACUCUUAUUCGUAUUUCACUCUUCUAUAUACGGUUUAUAGAAGUGAUUAAAUAAAUACUAGAACCUUCAUACAUAGAAACUAUGACACUUUAAUUUAUUGCUUGUUAAUGUAGAUUAAGU
Messenger RNA from Leguminivora glycinivorella, 1291 nucleotides. RefSeq names its product odorant receptor 4-like. Gene Ontology annotation, molecular function: olfactory receptor activity; odorant binding. The transcript has 10 exons. Bases 1 to 1221 code for a protein of 406 amino acids. NCBI's taxonomy places the organism in Eukaryota, Metazoa, Arthropoda, Insecta, Lepidoptera, Tortricidae. Gene Ontology annotation, cellular component: plasma membrane. The record is from RefSeq and is a predicted model, not a curated record. Gene Ontology annotation, biological process: detection of chemical stimulus involved in sensory perception of smell; sensory perception of smell.